AUGGGUUCCUCCAAGAAGACCUCCGCCAAGGCUGGCAAAUCUGUUGCCAAGGCCCAUCAACGUCGCGCGGACGAGCAGUUCCAGACUCCGCCCCUGAAGACACCCAGCUCCCGCGCCAAGAAGACACCUCAAUCGCAGCGCUGGUCGUUCACCAGUGCGCCCCCUACCGCCGCUGAUCGUUCUAAGAACGGCCGUCAUGAGGGUCGAAGCCUUAUUACCUGGACUCGUCCUCGCAUGGCUGAGAAGCUUCUUCUUCACAUGCAGUACGAGUGCUCUCGCUUCAAGAUCGAGCUGCCCUGGGACACCAUUGCCCAUCGUCUCCACCCUGGCUCUUCAGGUGGAGCGAUCAUGCAGCACCUCAACCGCCUUCGCAGUACCCUAGUUGCAGAGGGCCAUAUGGUUCCCCCCAUCUGCCAGAAACCCGGAUCCCGCGUCGUGGUCGACCAAAACAUUCGUGGCUAUGUCCGUAGGUUCCCAGAUACUGAAGACACUGUCACUACGCGCCCUGUCACAUUCCAAGAGCCCUUGGACGACCGCAAGUUCAACUUGCCGGAUGCUGUCGACCGCCCCGAUGUUCCUGCUUCAGUGAAGCGCGACAACAUGGGCGGAGGAGGCUCUGCUCGCAAGUCUGCUGCCAUCAAGACUCCUGUCAUCAAGAAGGAGCCAUCUCCUGACCCUGAUUCCAUGCGCCCGGAUGACACUUACGAUGUGACAACCUACGGCCAUGCUGCCCGCGACGUUGCAACUCCACGUCGGUCUCAGCGAGCUGCAAGAAAGCCAGCGAGCUAUGCAAUUCCCGACGAUGACAACGAUUACUCUUCCCAGUACUACGCCGAUGAGGGUGAUGCCCAAGACCAGGACGAGGAGAACUACCAAGUAAAAGAUGACGACGAUGUCAACGGUGGUAGCCAGCCGGCCCAGGGACAGCAGGUCGAUUAUGAUGAGGUUGAUAACCAGAGCAUGGUCCCAUCUCAGGGCUCCGUUCAGACUACUGCCGGUCGUGGUAAUAUCCAUACGCGAAGACCUGUUCAUGCAGAGUCUCCGCGCAACACUCAUGCCACUUUCCACACUCGACCUCAGAAUGGAUACGCGAAUCAGAUCAAUGGCUACUACCAUCAGAACAUGGUGACUGCCGUGAACGAUCCGUCUUUGUACCACCGCCACCAUGUGCAUUCCCAGAACCCGGAAGACGUUGCCAAGGAGGGAUGGAUUAUUGCCGAGGACGACGAGGGCGCAUUGACGCCCCCAACUUCUCAAACCCAUCAUUCUGCGGGAUACAUUGGAGUGAACGCUGAUGCGCACGCCUUCCACCAAUACCACAAUGCUGUCAACUCUCAUCGCCAGCCUAUCCCUGUUGUGAAUGUGAACCAUGAAAACUACGAUGAUGAUGGCAUUCCUCCCGAGGGCAUCCCCAUCUAUGAUGACGAAGAUGACGAAGUUGUCGAGGAGGUUGAAGAGGACGAUUACUACGGCGGUCAAGAUCCUCGUGCGUAUGACGCUUAG
Phaeoacremonium minimum UCRPA7 is the source of this 1503-nucleotide messenger RNA. Its product is annotated as putative rna-binding protein cabeza-like protein. The record is from RefSeq and is a predicted model, not a curated record. The transcript is spliced from 4 exons. Lineage: Eukaryota; Fungi; Ascomycota; Sordariomycetes; Togniniales; Togniniaceae. The coding region runs from base 1 to 1503 and encodes 500 amino acids.